GCAUUAUAUAAUGUUUGUCAGAUAUCUUGUCAGAUAAGCUAAAGUCAGGAUCAGGUAGCACUGACCCAGUACUUAUUAAGUAUUUUCCACUGGCAAGGAAUAUACAAGAUUAUGGGCAUCGGAUUAAAAACCAUUUGUUUUGCUUUGGUUGUGAUCUUUAACCAAUAUAAGCACACUGAAGCUAGAGGACCAGAGUGUUUAAAAUGUGACAACAUUGAUAGCCCAACAAGUUGUACACACGUGGUAAGAUGCCAAGAUCAUGAGCAAUGUUUUGUUCAUAAGUAUAUAACAGAUGAUGGUCAUACGUUUUUCAAUGUCGGCUGUAAAGAUAAUCAGGUAUGUGUGGCCAUAAAUCAGGUCGGGAAAAGAGAAAGUAAGGAGAUAGACAAAAAUCCAUUUAAUCAAACUUUUGAAGACAGUUUUAACCCUACAGUUGUAUGUGAAGCAUGCUGUCAAAGUGAUCUCUGUAAUGCAGAUUCUAACUGUGGUUCGAAACCUUUGCAACAUGCAGGGAAAUUGCUUUGUUAUUCAUGUGGAUUUUUGCCGGCUGCACAAAAAUGCAACACGAUAACGAUGUGCAGUAUUGAUGAAUUAUGCUUUUACGAACACACAUAUCAUAGUGGUUUAUCUAAUGAGAGAAAAUGGGCUGCUUCUUGCAAGAAAAAGCUUGUGUGUGACCAGCUCGGAACAACCUGUGAAAGAAAAUGCUGUAAUACAGACAUAUGUAAUUCAGGGUGUGCAUCGUCAAGUAAGAAAAUAAUAUAA
This is a messenger RNA of Mytilus trossulus (common blue mussel), 765 nucleotides long. RefSeq lists its product as uncharacterized. The record is from RefSeq and is a predicted model, not a curated record. NCBI's taxonomy places the organism in Eukaryota, Metazoa, Mollusca, Bivalvia, Mytilida, Mytilidae. The transcript has 8 exons. The coding region runs from base 112 to 765 and encodes 217 amino acids.